AUGUGGCCUGGGGGAGGAGCCACGAAAGGAAUGACAGGGUCAGGGGGAGUAGCCACCAAAGGUAUGACAGGGUCCGGUGGAGGGGCCACUCAAACAAUGACAGGGUCAGGUGGAGGGGCCACUCAAGCAAUGACAGGGUCAGGGGGAGGAGCCACCCAAGCAGUGACAGGGUCAGGGGGAGGAGCCACCCAAGCAGUGACAGGGUCAGGGGGAGGAGCCACCCAAGCAGUGACAGGGUCAGGGGGAGGAGCCAACCAAGCAGGACACUUGUUGGCAAGUGGGUGUGAUGUAAGGAACACCAGUUCACUCAAUGCAGGGUGA
Molecule: messenger RNA, 321 nt
Organism: Haliotis rufescens (red abalone)
Lineage: Eukaryota; Metazoa; Mollusca; Gastropoda; Lepetellida; Haliotidae
Product: jacalin-related lectin 34-like
Exons: 1
Coding region: 1-321 (106 amino acids)
Source: RefSeq, a predicted model, not a curated record